Messenger RNA from Panonychus citri (citrus red mite), 1859 nucleotides. It is a transcript of the gene CaBP1, whose product is annotated as protein disulfide-isomerase A6 homolog. Gene Ontology annotation, biological process: response to endoplasmic reticulum stress. Gene Ontology annotation, molecular function: protein-disulfide reductase activity; protein disulfide isomerase activity. The coding region runs from base 150 to 1424 and encodes 424 amino acids. Gene Ontology annotation, cellular component: endoplasmic reticulum lumen. The transcript has a single exon. The record is from RefSeq and is a predicted model, not a curated record. NCBI's taxonomy places the organism in Eukaryota, Metazoa, Arthropoda, Arachnida, Trombidiformes, Tetranychidae.
GGUGACUCUUCAUAAGGAACAACUUUUGUUUAUCAUUUUCUCUUAAUUAGUUGUGGAUUUAAUUUAAUUUUCUGUUAAUUGUUAACUUUUUUUCUUUCUUUUAAAUUAACUUUAAUUACUCACCUUUCCGGUGAUUCCAUUGAAAUAAGAUGACAUCUUUUAAUUGUUAUAAUUUUUUCACUUUUUCUAUUCUCUUUCUCUCCUGUUUGGUUUCAUUUGGUUUCUCUUUGUAUUCACCAUCUUCUUCUGUAGUUGAUUUGACACCUUCCACUUUUGAUGAGAAAGUUUUAGAUUCUAAGACUGUUUGGAUUGUUGAAUUUUAUGCUCCAUGGUGUGGACAUUGUAAAUCGUUUGCUGUUGAGUAUCAAAAGGCUGCCGAUGCAUUGAAAGGUAUUGUUAAAGUUGGUGCGGUUGAUGCUGAUGCUCAUGGUUCUUUGGGAUCUAAAUUUGGUAUAAGAGGUUUUCCUACGGUGAAAAUAUUUGUUCCUGGUAAAUCAUCACCUAUCGAUUAUCAGGGCCCUAGAACUGCCAAGGGUGUUGUUGAUGCAGCUUUUCGUGAGUUACGUAAAAUUGUCGAUGAUCGUGUUGAUGGUAGAGAAGGUAAAUCUAAAUCGUCUGGUGGAAAAAACAAUGUUAUUGAGGUAACUGAUUCCAAUUUCAAAGAGACAGUUCUCCAAAGUAAGGAACCUUUCUUGUUGGAAUUUUUUGCUCCUUGGUGUGGUCAUUGUAAAAAUUUGGAACCAAUUUGGAAACAAGUUGCCGAUGAAUUGGCUGAAGAUGAAGCUCCCGUUAAAAUUGGUGCACUUGAUGCUACCGUUCACACAAUAAGUGCCAAUGAAUAUGGAAUCAAAGGUUUUCCAACCAUUAAAUUAUUUAUCGAUGGUCAAGUAGAAGAUUAUGAAGGUGGUAGAAGUCGAACCGAUAUUCUUGAUUAUAUUAAAUCUAAAAUAGCUGAUCGAGUACCUCCACCAGAGAUUAAACAAAUUACCAGUGAGAAAACACUUACUGACAGUUGUGGUAAAGCUCAACUUUGUGUUAUCAGUUUCUUACCUCACAUUUUAGAUUGUGACUCUAAAUGUAGAAAUGAUUAUCUUGAAGUAUUGAAACAAAUCUCAGAGAAGCAUAAAAAAUAUGGUUACCUUUGGGCUGAAUCAGUGGCACAACCUAAAUUGGAGGAAUCACUUGGUGUUGGUGGUUUUGGUUAUCCAGCAAUGGUCGCGCUUAACAUUCGUAAAAUGAAAUACUCUACCCUCAGGGGAUCUUUCUCAGUUGAAGGUGUUCAUGAAUUUUUAAGAGACCUUAGCUAUGGAAAAGGAUCUUCAGUGCCCGUUCCAGGAGCCAAAUUACCAACUAUUGAUACAACCGACCCAUGGGAUGGUAAAGACGGUGAACUACCAACAAUUUCACCAUCAGAUGAGCUUUAAUAAGAUAUUACAUCUUUCCCCUUGCUAAUCUAAUGAUUUAGCAAAUUAAACGAAAUCUUCCUCUUCCUCUGAAAACUUUUACCCUAAACACUUAAUUGUAAACUAACUAGAAUCUUUUUCUAUAUAAUUGUUCAUUGUACACAAUCCACUUUUGUCUAAUCCGUUUAAACUAAUCAUCUGUUAAACUAUUUAUAAUCAAGGUGAUGGUAAGAGAGCGAAAACCAAUCGAUAUAAAAAGGAAACUCAAUCAAAAUCGUCAACUAAUUAACUUUCAACUCUAAAACAUUGUCACUUCUCCACCAGUUAAAAUCAACCAACUAAUUGUUCAAUCUUUUCCUUUUCAAACUCUCUCUCUUCUUUCCAGAGAAAUCUCUCCCUCCCUCUCUUACAUAUUUAAUUAACUCUCAUAAAAAGAACAAAAAAAUGUACAAACAA